UCACAAACAAUGUUUUUACUUCUCGACCAAGUACGCGAUAUUUGGUGAAGAAAUCCGCCAUUUUUCACCGUCUGGCUGAAAUACACAGGCUGUUUCUACCCUUGUGAUAUGGAUUAAUAUUGUUUGGACCCCACAGUGGUCAGUGGAAAGGAAAUUGGGCCAAAAUGACGCGGGGUGAAGUAACAUCACUGCUUGAUCUAUGUAUGGACAAAUCCUUAAAACUCUUCGACGCUGCGACGUUCAAGACUUCGGGAGUUGUUUUUCUGCCUGAAGAUGUGUGCGAGGCAUUUAUUUCCAAGAGGCUUAAAUCAGGAGAUUGUACGGAUAAUUUCCUGAGCUCUUUUUCCAAUCCCCAAACAAGUCGUAUUGUGAGAGUGAAUUUAAAAGGCGCAUCGAUCACUGACCGAGGGCUGCAGUUGAUAUCAUGUCAACCGAUACGCGAACUCAACAUAUCAAGAUGUUUAGAAGUCACACAACAUGGAAUUAAGCACAUUUGUCAAUGCAAGAACACCCUAAAAUGCUUAAACAUUGGACAGUGUAUAAGGAUUAUGGAUUUUUGUGACGUGGCGAAGCUGAAUAAUCUACGCUUUCUGGACCUCAGUAAAACCUUGAUCGAGCAAUACGACUUUGAGAUUGUGUCAGAGGGACUCCAACAAUUGCAAGUUUUAAAUCUUGCCGAGACUGUGAUUACAGAUCUGGGUCCCGUGAAAAAUAUGCGGCAUUUGACCAGUCUGGACCUUUCAAACUGUCGGGAUAUAAAAAGUAUCGCCCCGCUUGAAAUAUUGAACGGGAAUUUACGCCAACUUAUCUUAUACAACUGUCUUGGUCUGGAGGAUUUCAAAAAGUCUAUUGACACAAUUGUGCAGCUUGACUCUCUACAACAUCUUGACCUGUCAAAGGAUGGAAGAGACUUUGGCAUGGAUGUUGAGCCACCUUACAUUGAUGGGGAAAUGCUACACAGCCUAUCCCAGCUGCCAAAACUUGUGUUUCUAGAUAUUUCUGGAACUGCAGUAUUUGAGAAGGAAGACUUGAAGGUGUUUGGUCCACCUCACCCACGCUUACACUUCCUUGGCCUGUGUCUUACAGAAGUAUGCUAUUAUCCCAAUAUUCCAGCUAAUGUGGUGACAGGGGAGUCCGGAGAGGACCAGAUUAUAGCAUCCCUCAGACACUACCUCAACAGACCCACCUUUCUUAUCAGUGCCAUGAGAGAGCUCUUCAAUUUGGUCCGGAGUAAUCACAACCGGAUAGAGACCAAGGAAGUUUGUAAUGUAAGCGCUGUUGGCAACCAGGUAGAAAUCAAGAAAGUUUGUAAUCUUGUGUUGAAUGCAAUGACAAGCAACAUGACGGAUCACAAGAUCCAAAUUGCUGGAAGUGCGUCACUGUACCAUCUCUCUAGAGACGAUCACUCUGAGAAUGAUGAGCAGCCGACAGGAGUGACGGCCGAGCAGCGCCGUCAGAUCGUCACUGUCACUCUGGAUUCCAUGGAAAACCACAUCGCAGAGGAGCAGCUUCAAAAGAACUGCUGCCUUACACUUUGUAACUUCAGGAUACCUGUGGAAGUUGAAUUCGAGUACAAAAGAGUUGCGCGGGUUCUACUAAAGUCUGCCACACUGCAUAGGACGGACUUUAUCCAGAGGAUCGCUAUUGGUCUCUGUAACCUUCUAGUAUGCCAGGUUCAUGAUGACCAGAAAGUCACAGUUGGGAGAGAUUUGGAAGGCGUCAAGAUGGUUUUACAAGUCAUGAGACAAAAGCUAGACUCUGAGAGACCGGAGGUUGGCGGUGUUCUUGAAUGUUGCUGGAGUGCUCUUUGGAAUGUCACUGAUGAGACGCCGGAAAAUUGUGCGCUGUUCAUGGAAAAUGGAGGGAUGCCGCUUUUUAUGGAAUGCAAACGGAGAUUGGGUCACCACCGAGAUCUCCUGCGGAACAUGUUGGGCCUCAUGGGUAAUGUCUCCGAAGUGGACUACUUGAGACCACAGCUCAUGGCCUACGCAGAAGUAUUCUAUGAGUUGUUAGACUCCGUGAAUGAACUGGAGGUCAGCUAUAACGCCGCGGGUAUCCUGUGUCACUUGGCGUCCGACGGCCCUACUGCGUGGACUGCUGAAACAAUGAGUUUAUCACGUGACCAAGCCAUGCGCAAAUUGAUCGAUUGUGUGGAGAAGUGGGACAUUGGUGCCACUCGGCAGAUGAGUUAUAGGUCUUUUGGCCCCAUUCUUCGACUCAUACCCAAGUACGAAACCCCCGCAAUCCAACACUGGGCGACGUGGGCCCUCGCCAACCUGUGCAACGUGGACCAUAUUAAGUACUGUCGACUCAUUGUGGAGGAAGACGGGCUGCCGCUUCUAGAAGAGCUGUACUCGCGUCCGGAAACAGACCACCGUGUCCGAAACUACUGCAAAUUAGUACUUGACCACUGUCAAUCCUGCUCGGAGAUAUCCUGACACAUAUAGCUCGUGGAAGCUUUGGCAUGGGGAGCCUGUGGUGGCUUUAUAUGACACGGGUGGCCUGUGUUAGCUUUAAAUGACACGUGUAGCCUGUGUAAAUUAAGAAAAUGAAACAGCUUGCCUGGUGUAAUUUUAUAAGAUACGGUUAUAUUUGGUUGCUAUAUAUGACACGGGUUGCCUGUGUUAUGUUAAAAUUACACGGGUAGCCUAUAGUCUCUUUAGAUAGCCUGUGUAAGGCUAAAAACACGAUAGCUUUAGAUGAAACGACUAGUCUUCGGUAUGAAAUUGAAAUAGCACGGGUA
Molecule: messenger RNA, 2743 nt
Organism: Nematostella vectensis (starlet sea anemone)
Lineage: Eukaryota; Metazoa; Cnidaria; Anthozoa; Actiniaria; Edwardsiidae
Product: protein zer-1 homolog
Exons: 18
Coding region: 165-2438 (757 amino acids)
Cellular component (GO): Cul2-RING ubiquitin ligase complex
Molecular function (GO): protein binding
Source: RefSeq, a predicted model, not a curated record